GUGUUCUUAUUAAAUGAAUUUCUUAGGUAAUCUUAUAUGUAGGAAGAUAAGACAGUGUAAUUUCUCAGUCAUACAAUGGCGAUAAAGUUAAUUCUUCUUAUUCUCUGUUCAGUUGCUUAUUGCAAAGUUUCCAGGGAUGAUAUUCGACACAUCGACGGAAUCGAUGAAGCGUUAGAGAAAGGGAUUAACUGGUUGAAAAAAGAAAGAGAACAAAAUUGUGGUUGGAAAGAUACUGCAAGAGCAAUCGUUGCCCUCUUCUUAACUGUAGAAGAAUUUGAUAAAUAUGAAAAGGAAUUAAUGGCAAAAGAAUUUGAUUUAGCUGUCUUCUUACAACUUCGGAAUAUUAACUCCCUGCUCGUAGAAGAAAUGGCUCUAAAUAUAAACGCGAUGAUAGCUGCCUGCCGUAAUCCUAAAUAUUACUAUAACAUAGACUUCAUUCAAUUGAUGCUAAAUCGUAUCAGACAUCAGGCACACAUAUCAUCUCCGUUAAUCCCUCUUGUAUUCUGUAAUGCUAACGUUUCUGAAGCCCGAGAUUAUCACGAUACUCUAAUAAGUUUUAUGAACCUAGAUGGUCCAGAACCGAGAUAUGCUGACUUGAAGGUGUUCAGUGCGUUAGCAAUUGAAUGUAUUUAUCAAGAGGAAGAACAUAAACACCACCGUUAUUCCAGCAACACAUUAAAAAGUCAAAAGGAACUUCAAAGCAGUGACGGAAGCUUUGGAAAUAUCUAUCUGACUGCUUUAACAGUGCAGUUGGCUCUUGCUACAGGUGACUUGUCGGAAGAAAUUGAGAACGCGAUCAAAUACUUGAUCUCUAAGCAACUCGAAGAUGGGUCGUUUGGAAAUAUGAUGACAACUUAUUUUGUCUUGCCAAUUUUGGCAGGCAAGACACUUAUUGACUUGAAAUAUACUAAAUGCGAGGAGGAGGAAUGUCGAAAACCGGCUUCAUAUUCCGUCGACUUAGAUCCUAAUGUGAAACUCGAAUCUGUACUCUUUCAAUUAAUGCUCGAUGAAAAGAAGGAAGCGACCCGAUCGAUAGUGGUAAAAGUUCCUUCGCAAUCGAAAUUUCUUGAAGUCAUGAAAGUUGCAGCUUCCCGAGAUGCCGCUUACAGAUUCGAAUAUUCUGGUGAUGAAGGAAAGGAAGUAGUUCAUAGCAUCGGUGGUAAGUAUAAUGAUCCAGAACUUCAAAAAUAUUGGGAACUCUUUAUGCAUGACAAGGAACAGACUAGGCUUAUGUCAGUUUCUGAUCCAAUACGCCCUGGAAUAUAUUCCUACAGUUUCAACUAUAAAGCUAAGCAUGGUUAAUGUGGACUUAAAAUUGUAUGGUUUUUUUUUUGUUGUAAAAUAAAGGCUUCAUAAAACA
Molecule: messenger RNA, 1360 nt
Organism: Centruroides sculpturatus (bark scorpion)
Lineage: Eukaryota; Metazoa; Arthropoda; Arachnida; Scorpiones; Buthidae
Exons: 8
Coding region: 76-1302 (408 amino acids)
Biological process (GO): cobalamin transport
Molecular function (GO): cobalamin binding
Source: RefSeq, a predicted model, not a curated record